CUUACUAAAACAGCCUCAGUUGCCUUCAAAUCACCGCGCUAGUCGCUCGUGCCUAACAUUGGAGCGACUCGAAAAUCGCGAGUGAUUUAAAAAAAUACAAAAAAAAGGAUUCGAAUUUUUAAAAAUAUUCCUUUUUUAAAGUUUUUGAAAAAAUUUUCGUCGUUCGCAUCAAUAACAGCGAAGGCAUAACGGAUCAGUAAUUCAACCAUACAAUGCAGGGGAGCCUUUCAUGACAAACGAGUAGAAGUUUUCCGGGCAAAUAGUACCUAAAACCAACAGAAGAUGGCGCUUUUCAACAAUUCUUUCUCAAGAACUUACCAUCACUUAUUUGUCGAAUUAGCUGAUCCCAGAACAAACGACUGGUUUCUAAUAACAGAUCCGUUGCCCGGUCUCACUAUCAUCGGCCUGUACCUAUACUUCUCGUUGAAAUGGGGGCCGAGGUACAUGGCAGACAAGAAACCCUUCCAAUUACAGAAGACUUUAGUCAUUUAUAAUUUUAUACAAGUCGUCGUUAGCGUAUGGUUGUUCCAUGAGGGCCUCGACGCGGGCUGGUUGAGGACUUAUAGUUGGAAAUGUCAACCGGUUGACUUCUCAAGAUCGCCGGAGGGUAUGAGAGUUGCGAGAGGGGUCUACAUAUACUUCCUGGCGAAAAUGUCUGAACUACUCGACACGAUUUUCUUCGUUAUCAGGAAAAAGGAUAGACAGAUUACUUUCCUCCACAUGUACCAUCAUACUGUGAUGCCCAUGAUAUCCUGGGGAGCCACCAAGUACUACCCUGGAGGUCAUGGCACCCUCAUCGGAGUUAUAAACUCCUUCGUUCACAUUAUUAUGUACACGUACUACAUGUUCUCAGCUAUGGGACCCCAGUUCCAAAGGUACCUGUUCUGGAAGAAAUACAUCACUACAUUGCAAAUGCUCCAGUUCUGCAUCGCCUUCCUCCAUUCUGCGCAGCUGCUCUUCUACGACUGCGGUUACCCUCGUUGGUCCGUCGUCUUCACUCUACCUAACUCCAUCUUCUUUUACUACCUCUUCUACGAUUUCUACUACAAGGCAUACGGCAAACCUACCAAGAAGGGAGAUGACAAGAAAACUGACGCUAAAGAAAUAAAGAGUAAUGGUCAUGCGAAUGGCAAAGUCGCUGCUAAUGGUCAUGCCAAUGGAACCGCUAAUGGCAAUAAGGUUGCCAAUGGCAAGAAGGUUGAAUAAACAAUUUCAACGUUGACAUGUAAAUAUUUUUAUUGUUUAAUACCAAUACCAAUUUUAGUUAUAGCUAAUUUUGAAUAUUGAUUAAUUUUAUAAGAUAUCCAAGUAACGAAUGAGGGACAAAUUCAUGAUCAAAUUUACAUUUUUUCACCGUUACUGGAUUAGUAAGUACUUGUUCAACAUCUAACAUCGCUUUGAUGUUACUUAAUGCUGUGUUUAGUACUUCUAAUUUGUUGGAUUUAAAUUGUUUUAUAAUUAUUACGUCUUCAGUUGUGGAUAAGAAUGUUAUGGUGUAUAUAAUAUAGAUUGUUAUGACCAUGUAUUUAAGACAUUAUUUUUUAAAUUAAGAUGAGUAUAUUGCCAUGAAACUCAAAGUUAGCUUUGAUGCAUCUGCUGUUAAUUUUUCGAUCAAAUAUUUCUGUUGUGUAGAUACAGUGAUUUAUGAAGGCAUAAAUUUUAUGCAGAUCUAAUUAUAAAAAUGUUAUUUUAGUUUAUUCAGUGUAUAUUUUUGGUAAACUUUUAUUUUUUGUGAAUCAUAUAAUUUCGAAUUUCAUUGUUAAUACAUCUGUAAGGAAACGUGAUAAAAAUUAAAUUGUCUUCCAAUUAUUUAGAGUAUCUCUUCCAGUUGGCAUAAUUACUGUUAGAUGAAUUUAUUUCUAGCUGAAUCUAGCUCAGAGUCAAGGAUACUCGAGUUAUUAUAUAUAAUGGCAAAUAUUUUUUAAUAAAUUGCCAAAAAUGGUAGCCCCAAUUAAAUUUUUAGUAAAAAGUUGAUGCAAAAAUCAAUCUUCAUGUUGCUUCGUAAUUACUUUUAUUAUAAUAAAUAAUCUGCUAUUUAUUUACAACGAGAACAGUUGUUCAACUACGACUUUCUUUAUAACAAUGCUUAAAUAGGUCAUGUAAAAGUACUCUAACCACCUAGAUAUUUUUCUACGAAUUUAAUAAUAAGAUUAGAUUGUACUGGUUUUCUACAAUUAUCUGACGUAUUAUAGCAAUUUAGAUUUCAAUAAGCUCAAUACCAAAAUGUGACUAAUGGUAUAACAUACCUAACUAUGGCAAAAAUGAUCCAGACUUUUAAAAAAUUCAAUGUUAUUAGACUUGCGUAGGAUUUUAAAAUCUAACCUAACAAAGUAAAGUAGAAAAGUUACAAGACCCAGAUGGAAGUUUAUGCGUUACGCUCACUAGAUGGCGUUAAUUAUAUACACGAUUUUAUGAUGAGUCCUCUUCCGAUACUAGCGCUCUAAUGAUGUUAAGAAGUACCUUAUUGAGUCCUGAUUACAGUAAAACGAGUUGAAUAUAACCCGAGAGGUUAAUUGACAUAGGAAUGGGGUGAAUAGAUCCUAUGAAAUUUUUCUAGUAUCUAUUCACCCCUCUUCAGUCUCUAUUCCGUUCCGUUCUAGGUUCAUUGUCAUAGUUGAGUAUGUUUUACCUUUAUCCUAAAUAAGCAAUUGUUCAAGCAUCUUUCAUAUACUGUAGUUGCACAUUUAUAGAUUAAAGAAUUGUACAUUUGCGUAAUCGGGUUUGUAAUGUUUAACAAUAUAUGUGACUACGAUAUUA
Spodoptera litura is the source of this 2757-nucleotide messenger RNA. It is a transcript of the gene sit, whose product is annotated as stuck in traffic. NCBI's taxonomy places the organism in Eukaryota, Metazoa, Arthropoda, Insecta, Lepidoptera, Noctuidae. Gene Ontology annotation, cellular component: endoplasmic reticulum membrane. Gene Ontology annotation, biological process: fatty acid elongation, saturated fatty acid; very long-chain fatty acid biosynthetic process; sphingolipid biosynthetic process. Gene Ontology annotation, molecular function: fatty acid elongase activity. The record is from RefSeq and is a predicted model, not a curated record.